AUGAAGAUUUCGGACUCCAGCGCACGAAUAGCAGCAGCAGCAGAAGAGGGCGCGGCGGUGGCAGCGGCGCCGGCAGGGCCCCGCGCCGCGCCUCGAGAGCAGGUGUCCCUCCCGGACGAUAUCUACGGCGCGGCUAGGGUGUCCGAGUAUUGGCACGGCGUUCCCGCCCUCAGCAGCCUCGCCUCGACGUACGUCUACGACGACAUCUGGGCCGGCGACGGGGGCUUGAAGUCCAGGGAAAACCUCCUGAGCAUGAUCGGGUGGACAGCGGAGGGAGGGAUCGGGACGCCCAACGAGAGGGGGGGCGACGCAAUUGUCCAGGCACUGCGCGCGGUGGCUUACACGGAACCUCCAGAUGAGUGGUCCGGCGGCAACGAACAGAAGGGAAGGGAAGGAACGGAGGGGGGCCAAGGGCCCCACCGACGGGAAGAUGACGCCAGCGGGAGAAAUAGCGGCGGCGGCGGGGGCGGGGGCUCGAGGGUCGGCGGAAAGCAGCAGUGGGUGCGACGGGUUGACGAGAAGUCGGCGGGGGGGAAGUGUAGGGGCGAUGAUGCUCAUGCCUGCAGCGACGAUGGUGUCUGCGGCACGGGUCAUGACGGGCUCAAGUGGCGGAGAAAGGGCGGCCGCAGCGGGGGUGGCGGCGGCAGCGGCGGGGGCGGCGGCGGGGGCGGCGGCGGGGGCGGCGGCGGCGGCGGCGGCUGGGGUGAGGGUAGCUGCGAAGGCACCGUGAGCGGUGGUGAACGGAGCGACGGGUGCUCGGCGGGCGAGGAGGUGCAUGCCUCGAAGAAACACCGCACCCCUAGCCCCGAAUCGGCCCGGAAGUCGUCGCUGGCUGCUGAGGAUGCUGCCGACUCGGCGAUGGGGUCCAGCAACGCCGGCGCUGCUGCCGCGCGGCCGGGCGCGGCGGACCAACCAACGACAGCGGAGGAGAAGGCGGCCGCAGAAGACCGAGCGCUCCGCGAGGCCGAGGUCAUCCAAUGGUGUCAGAGAGGUUCGAGCCCGCGAGCCAUAUCCGGCGAUGGCGGUGCCGCGGCGGGUCCAGACGAGAAGUUCUUCGCCGCGAGGGUGCUCGACCCGGUCCCGGCGCGGCACUGGCCCGGCACCGCUAGGACUAGAACCGGCGGCAGCAAGGUCAGCGACGCGGUAUUUGGUUGGGGGGCGGCGGAAACAGCGGCGUCGUCGUCGCCCCCACCGCUGCGGCCGCCAUGUCUGCGCUUCGGCGUGGGCGAGCUCAGCGGUGAUGGGCGCCGGGAAGACAAUCACAGUGGCAGCGGCAGCAGCGGCGGCACGGACGCCGCAAGCGGCUUGGACCAGUUCCCGUCCAGCCGAGACGAGGCGGCGAUGGUGGGGGUAACAAGGGCGGCCUCGCCACCGGCCGCGAAGUGUAAUAGUAGGAGCCCCCUGGCGUCAGGGUUCGCGGGUGCGGCUCUCGCUUCGGCUGCCACCGCCGGUUCCGCCGGAGGAGCGACCACCGCAGCGGCGACGGCGGCGGCGGCGGCGGCCACGGCAACGGGGUCGGGACGGUCGCCCCCCUCGGCGCGAGAGCAGGAAGGGUUCUUCGCCAGCCACACGCUGGAGCCGAGCCCAGGGAGGAGCUGGAUCGUUGCCGCCGGGGAAGCGGGGUCCGCAGGAGGAGAAACACACCGGGCGGGGGCUAGCGGCACCACCGUCCCCAAACCCGCGCACGGGAUACCGAUGCCACCAGAUUCGCAACGAAGCGAUGACGACGCCUCCGGCGCGGCGGGGAGUGGGAGCGAGAGGCGGGAGGGCCACAAUCCGCUCUGUUGGAGCGAUACAGCGGGCCGCUACCCCCCUCUUUUUGAGGAAGUAGCGGCGGGGGCGGCGGUCGUAGAUACUGAGUCCAGCGGCAGCGCAAACGACUGGCAGGUGCGGCCGGGGGCGAUGGCGGGCUUCUUCACGACGGUAGGCCACAGCGCCUGCUCUCCCGCUGCGCUGCUCCUCUCUCAACGGCGGCCGUCGCCGCCGCGGGUACGGUCGCCGCCGGCCGUCGGCCCCGCCGCUCCCGCCCGGGUGGGCAUCCAGCCGCCUUCCACCGCCAUUGUGGCGGAGGCGGCGGCGGAGGCGGAGGCGGGGCGAGUGGCGAAGCCCACGGCCGACUCCGAGAGAAGGCAGCAGAUACUGGGGCACUCCCCUGUGUGGGGGAGCGGCGGUGGCGGCGGCGGCGGCGGGGCCGAAGGAACUCCUGCGGCGCUGCCGGCGGCAGCAGUGGUGACGCGGGAAGGGACAGUGCCUGCCGUAAGCCGAACAAACGGCGGUUCCGUUAGAGAUAGCAGCAGCGUCUCUAGCGGGUGGGAUGUUGGUUCGGCGGGGGGCGGUGCGGCUGGGGACGGGAGCGGCAAGGAAGAGGAAGGCGACAACAGCUGGGGCUGGUGACAUCCAAAUAGCUGAGCGUGUGAAUGACAUGUGGCUGACAAACGGGGAGGGGUUUAGACGAGAGAGAUAGGCAAAAGGCGAGGCAACUGGGCGGGCACCGAAAGGUGGCGGGCUGGCUCCAAGCGGCAGCAGUGCGUCAGGUGACGGCUCGACUGCGAGAGCUGUCCUGUUGACUACCGCCUGGGGGGUGUCUUUUGUGUUCUGCCUCGGCGCUCUUCCACACGAUGAACACCAGAGGUACAGAACCCGUUCGUCUAUAUUCCUGUGGGUGUGUCGCGCAGCUAGCAGAAGCAUGUGUGCGUCGUUUUGGUAUCCCGGUCAAUUGGUUUUAGCAUACCCCCUCCAAGGUGUAGAAUGUAUUUGAAGAAUGAUGGUAUCGUUUCCAACGGAGAAGGAGAAAUGCUUUUGUGUUUUUGGUUCCAUUCCAAUUCCGGUUGGCGCAGUUCAUUUUCGAAGAGACGUGCGUUCGGGCACAACGUAGGCGGCCAGGGCAAGCUUGGCUGCGAUGAGGCCGGAUCGCGCUGCCGCCGCGCCGGCCAAUCGCCGGCCCCGGUUUCGGGUAUAUACCUGCCCUCUAGGGCAACCCUGUAUUGUUGUACCGCUCGCGAUCGCCAGGGCUUUGUCUUGCUCCUCGCUGUUUUUUUUUUUUUGCUGUCCUCUGGUGCCGUGCUAUAUUGUCGUGUGUGGUGUGAGGCCCCGAAUAUCUUAUUCAUUUCCUCGUUCGCUAGCGACAUGGUGUGUUUCUAUGGUGGCAUGCGCGCCCUGUGGUUGCCUAUCUGUCGCUUUACGUUGUACGUCCAUGCACCGCUGCUCUAAACUUGUGUUUUUAUUUGUCUUGGCCGUGCGUGCCCCCCCCCCCCCCCAUCCCGGGGGAACCCCCCGCGCCCUUUUUUGGGUUUGGGUUUUGUCAAUUUCCCUUUUUUUUA
Molecule: messenger RNA, 3320 nt
Organism: Ectocarpus siliculosus
Lineage: Eukaryota; Phaeophyceae; Ectocarpales; Ectocarpaceae
Source: the annotation of a GenBank genome assembly